AUGGACGACCGCAGCAACUCAGUCGGUUACAGUGAUCGAGAUCACUACAAACUAUGCAGCAACUCCAGCCUGAAAAUCGCCCUGGGUUUCGGCAUCUUCUUUCAACUGGCAGCACUCUGUUUCGGCAUCAGUAUGCUCAGCGUUCAGUCCUGGGCGGACAUAACCGUGGGUAUUUCCGAUACUGCCGUGAACAAAUACGGCAGAAGUAGGACCUUCGGCCCAGUUUCGGAGUGCUUUAAGUCACCAUUUCAAGGUUCAUUCGCGCCUGCGACACAGGAGGGAUGCUAUUUGAAGAAUUUUGGUCAGUACAAGGACACAGGGAUUGAUGCUAAACAGCCAGGUCUUGCGUCUACGGAGGUGGGAUUGCUGGCAUUUGGCAUCGUCUUCAAUGCCCUGGCAUUGGCCAUGGUGUGUCAUCUGGCAGUCAUGUGGUGUCGAGCCCCCUACGACAGCAUCUACGUGCGAAACUUCCGUCUGGCUGUGGGCAUCGUCUCAACAGUUUGCACAAUACUCUACCUGGCAACCAUUAUCGUCUAUCAUCUGGAGCUCAAUGUUGAAGUACAACAAAUGCCAAUAGCUGCCCGGAAAUCGACGAUCUUGACGUUUGGCGCUGGGUACAUUUUGGCCUGGUUUGCGGUCGCCACAAGCCUCAUCGCCGCUUGGCUUUUCAUCGCUUCCACCUGUUGCUGGGCAGUCGAUUUUGUAAACUGUCGCUCUGUUGCGGCCGCAUUCUAUCCGCCCUGUUCUCAGCGUCCAGUACCGUUUGGAUCGAAUGCUGGUCUGUAUCCAUCAGCCUACAGCAUGGACAGUCUUAGCAAGUAUUCCAUCCACGAUCCCCCCACGCUCCCACGAUUCAGAACUGACACCUACGGAGAUGGACAUGAAAUUCGCAAUCCAAAUGCGAUAUCUCCUCCAGAGGAAGAAGCUUCAACGUAA
Molecule: messenger RNA, 936 nt
Organism: Dibothriocephalus latus
Lineage: Eukaryota; Metazoa; Platyhelminthes; Cestoda; Diphyllobothriidea; Diphyllobothriidae
Source: the annotation of a GenBank genome assembly